Myotis lucifugus (little brown bat) is the source of this 2513-nucleotide messenger RNA. RefSeq names its product NXPE family member 3-like. The transcript is spliced from 5 exons. Bases 425 to 2155 code for a protein of 576 amino acids. The record is from RefSeq and is a predicted model, not a curated record. Lineage: Eukaryota; Metazoa; Chordata; Mammalia; Chiroptera; Vespertilionidae.
AAGAGAAGGCUGCCUUCUUCAUGCCCUCCACCGGGGAUACAGCCUGUACAUGCCCUGGGCAUGUGACCUGACCAGGAAUCAAACCAACAACCUCUCAGUGUCUGGGAUAAUGUUUAAUCAACUGAGCCACACAGGCCAGACACUUGUUUUAUUUUAUUGCUGAAUGCUAUUAAUUUUAAGAAUCUAUCAAAGCUUGCUUAUCUAUUUUUCCAUUGGUGGAUAUUUACUUUUUUUUCAAUUUGGGAAUAUUAUGAAUAUGGCAGUUAUCAAUAUUCUCACAUAAGAUUUUGUGGACAUGACUAGAAUUUCUGGAUCAUAAUUGCUCCAAGGGUGUGCUGCAACUUCUCCACUGGUUACCCGAACUUCUACAAAAGCCUUCUCAUCCAUGGAUGAUUUCCAGAGUUGGUGUUCUUUGAGUAGAUAAAUGGUAGGAAACUCUUAUUUCACCAUGUUUAUGAUGUCACUCCUCCUGGUUUUACACUUUUAUCUACCUAGUGUCUUGGUCACAUACCAGAUGUCUAGCAAACAACUCCAGGCUUCCACAGACCUAUUUAUCAAGCAGCUCAAGUGGCACAAGAUUGUGGUUGUGGGAUCAGUCAUUGCAAUUUGGAUCUUGUAUACCAGGGUUUCCUGGCCUGAUAGUGCUGUCCCUCUGUCCCCAAGGCCUCGCCCUGCCCGCAAAUCCUCUGGCUCUCUCCCCCCGCAGCUCUCAGACCUGACCCACCUUCUGCACUGGCCUCUGACUCCAGGAGAUGGGGGGGACCUUUUGGCCUCCACCAGCCCUGAGACCUCUACCUACCACCUGAAGGGUCCUGUGCAGGCCAGCUAUGCCCUGGGAGGCUACCUGGAGGCCAUCCUUGUGGCCAGAGACCAUAGGGGCAGGCCCAAGACCCACGGUGGGGAUCUGUUUCGGACAAAGCUGCUGGGUCCUGACUUGAAGGCAGGGGUCCCUGGGGAUGUCCAGGAUCUAGAGAACGGCACAUACCUGCUGUCCUUCCCCCUUUUCUGGUCUGGGCAGGCCCAGGUGCAAGUUCGGCUAAUCCACUCCAGUGAGGCAGUUGGGGUUCUUCGAAGAAUCUGGAGGGACCAAUGGGCCACAGUCGAUUUCAUGGGCUAUUUUCGGGGACCCACAGGAUAUGAAGAAACUGUAACUUGCAAUAUUAACCCCCUGUUAACUGGAGAGGAAGAGUCUACCUGUCACUAUAGGGAUGAAGAUUCGGGGGAGCUCUGGUUCUGCGCUCGACCACCCACCCUGCCCUGCGACUCACUGGUGGGACAUUCAAGUGGACGUUACUGGAACGUGACCACACCACAAGAGGAGGCCCUGCUGCUGUGGAAUGUGACAGACAAGGUCCUCCCUCAGGGUAUUUCUCCAAUCUGGGUGGCCAAGGAGAGCGAUAGGAGUCUGGUGCUGUCUCCCAAACAACUGUGCCAUCCUGGGAUCCCGGGCCCAAAGCCUUCUGGCUUCUUCCACCGAGGAGUGUGGCACUCUCUUUCCUGCUCUGGCCGCUCCUUCUCCACUGUUGACAGCAUCCUGGGCUGCCUGGCUGGUCAUGUCAUCCACAUGAUGGGAGACUCCACGCUGCGGCAGUGGUGGGAGUAUCUGCGUGACACUGUGCCUUCCCUGAAGCCCAUGGAUCUACACGUCACGUAUCAGACAGGGCCCCUGAUGGCCGUAGAGACCACUCGGAACAUAGUGCUGCACUGGCGGGCCCACGGCUGGCCCCUGCGCUCCCUCCGCACACCGGUGGCCUCCCUGCACUCCGUGGUCCAGGAGCUGGGAGGCCUGGCUGGGGGCCCCCACACCGUGGUGGUGCUGGGGCUGGGCGCACACUUCACCACCUUCCCUCCAUCCGUCUUUGUGCAGCGACUGGCAGGGAUCCGGGCAGCUGUGGCUGCGCUGCUGGCCCGGGAGCCCCACACUCUUGUGGUCAUCAAACUGGCCAACACUGGCUACAAGUCCGUGUAUGGCAGUGACUGGUUCACCCUCCAGGUGAACCGGCUGCUCCGAGCUGCCUUUGCUGACCUCCGUGUGGCCUUUGUGGAUGCCUGGGAAAUGACCUCCAGCCUGGCCCUGCCUGACAGGAUCCACCCAGGGCGGCUCAUUGUCCAAAACGAGGUGGACUCCCUCCUCUCCUUCAUCUGCCCCACCUGAAUGCUUCUGCCUUGGGCUGUGUGGACAGAGAAGCUGGUGUGAUGAUUAAGCCUGCAAGCUCUGCCUCUCAGCCAUUAUUCCCCUUGUCUGACCUUGCUAAUGCACUGAAUCCACGUCAUAAUUCACACGAUUGUGGAUUUUUCAACUUGUCAUUUAGACCAUUUCUUUUACAUGUUUGAAGUCCAUGUUAUUAUGCAUUACCAGGAAAUCUGACACAAAAUAGCCAGCAUCAGGGCAUCACUUGUAAAAUCACUGGUUUUUUAUAGAUAAAGAAAUAAUCCUUUAAGCAUUUAAGCAAAAAAGGCUUAAGUCACUUACAAGAGAAAAACUUAGAUUGACUUAAAUCAGUGGUUCUGAA